This is a messenger RNA of Chiloscyllium plagiosum (whitespotted bambooshark), 2039 nucleotides long. RefSeq names its product cysteine/tyrosine-rich 1 (gene cyyr1). The record is from RefSeq and is a predicted model, not a curated record. NCBI's taxonomy places the organism in Eukaryota, Metazoa, Chordata, Chondrichthyes, Orectolobiformes, Hemiscylliidae.
GUUAUUCCUAUAAUUUACUUUAAAUACCUUACAUUUACAAGUGCUAUGCAGAAAUUGUUGAAUAUUACAUAACGAUUACGGAUUAAGGUUUGGGCGGGAGAACGAUUUAAAUAACUUCCUGCGCACACACGCACACAUAAUAGCUUUUUAAAAAAAUCUCUACCAGUGAUUUGGUUUAAAUAAGGGUUUAUUGAGCGGUGCCGGCACCACCCAGCUUUCUAAUGCCACCCACGGGGUUGUAACCUGAGAUUGCGGCACAAGCCAGCAGUCAGAAAAGUGUAGUGCAACCGCAAAGCUGACGAAGAGCGACAGGCUUUGGGAAUUUAGUUUGCAGAAAUUUGAGCUUAAUACCAGGAAUAAGAAAAAUAAAUAAAACUAAUACUUAAAAAUAACGCCAGCAAGCUACCAAGAUCGGGCAUGGAAGUUGGUUUCGGAAGAAGACUGCCCAAAAGUUAGGCGGAAAGGAAAAUCUCGGUUCGUAUUCCUUUUCUUUCUUUUAACGUGGUGGAUCCUCGAUCCGAUCAGUGGUCAGAACAUCUGCUAGAAACGUGCACCAAGGAGGGAAGACUCGGCUAACCGGCCUGAGGUGCUUGUGAUUUGAGAAACUGGGAUAUUAAAAGAGAGAACAGUUACGAAUUCAUCGUGAAUGGACAUCUUGAGGACUUACGGAAACUGUUACUUUCUUGCGUGUCUUCUCAAUGUAUUUUCAGAGUGUUUCAGUGCACACUGUGAAGACUGCAUAUCUUCCUACUGCUGCAGAGGUUCACCUCCAUACUGCUGUUCAUACUACGCCUACAUCAGAAGCAUCUUAUCAGGCACAGCAAUAGCAGGUGUCGUAUUUGGGAUUGUCUUUCUCAUGGGAGUGGUUGCUGGAAUAGCUAUUUGUAUCUGCAUGUGUAUCAAAAACAGUGGGAACACACGUGUGGGUGUGAUACAGGCAUCUCAUAUCAAUACCGUCAGUCGAUUCACUGUCCCUCCUCCUCCUCCGCCUUACAGUUAUGACUAUGAGAUGGAUUAUCCUGCAGAUCUCCCACCACCUUACACACCCACACCUCAGGCUUCCUUGCAGUACACCCCACCUCCACCAUAUCCAGGAUGUUCAAGAAAAUAAAUUCUCACUCAACAUCACUAAACACAACGUUGGAAGCUGAUUGAAAUUCCAUUGAUCUAAUAAUAAAUGAGAGCAGGUAGUGCCUAAGACAGCAAAAGCAUCAUUGUUCUUCUGAUUUAUUCCAACUCUGUACUUGGCAAUAGUUUCCCCCUCAGCUCUUCAAGCAAUUUUCUUUCCUGCAAUGUUAUCGACUAGAAAGAUUGAAUUUUUUUUUGAUAAGUUAUUAGCUUUAAUGCUGUUGACAUAGUAAGUUAUGAAUCCAGUGAUUUUUCUAUCCAGACUGUGAACUAAAAUAUCCUAGCCACCAUGAGAGAGCAUGACAAUCGAGGAUGUGAAACAAGGUGAAGUGCAUCAUUUCUACAAAUGUAAAGAUGAACAGGCAAUUGGCCUGUAAUAAAAAAUACUGAUAUUUAUAAAAGACAUUGAGUAAAUGCAUUUCUUUUAUCUUGCAGUUUUUAUUGUCUCUUCUUGCAAAGCUGUUAAAAAAUAAACGCAAGAUAUUAUGUCGAAUCAACAACAAAGCCUGUGUACGGAAAAAUAAAUACGAUCCCAAAAUAACAAGUGGAUCUAUGUAUAUAGAAACAUAGAAAGUAAGGCUUGUUUAUUAUUAUACCAGGAUAGUAACAAAUUCUGCAUAUAAAAGAAUAUGAAUAGUAUGCCAUGAUAAUUUGGAGUCUGUACAUAGAGAACUAUAAUUAACUCAGUUGGGCCUUCCAUACAACAUACAUACGCCUGCUGAACAACAUGAAUAAUGAGGAUUGUCAACUGGAAUGGCUUCUCUUCCUGCUCCCUUUCACAUACCUCUGGCAUGCCCAAUAACCUAUCCUUGGCCUUCUCAUAUUUUUCAUUUAAAUACUUAGUCUUGAUAACAUAAUAGCUUGUACAUUGAUAAAACCCAGUCUCGCUCACACCAAAAAGUUGCUUUUGA